AAUUAUAAAUGCCUUUAGAUCCAAGUCAGUCUAAAAACUGAUAAACUCGGCUUGCAAAGCAACAUCUCUCUAAGAUAAUCUGAGAGACCAAGACCAAAUCUUUCUUUAUUCAUUGCUCAAUCAAUUUUGGGUUUUGGGUUUUUAUAUUAAGUUUUAACAAUGGCGAAAGGAAGGUACAGUCGGUUACAUGGGAAGAAAUGGUCGACGAUUACGCUUGUGUUGUUCAUGCUUUUCGUGCUCUCUCUUGUUCUUCUAAUGCUUUUGGCUCUUGGGAUCGUCUCGCUCCCAAUCAGUAGCGAUGAUUCUCCACCGAAUGAUCUCAGCUCGUUUAGACGCAGGAUUGUUACGAGGAGUGAAGGAUUGGGAGAGAGGAAGGAGCAGUGGACUGAAAUUCUUUCAUGGGAGCCCAGGGCUUUCAUUUAUCACAAUUUCUUGUCUAAGGAAGAAUGUGAGUACAUGAUAAGUCUUGCUAAACCUCAUAUGAAAAAGUCGACUGUUGUUGAUAGCAAAACUGGUCGAAGCAAAGAUAGCAGGGUUCGUACAAGUUCUGGAAUGUUUCUGAGGAGAGGGCAGGAUAAAAUUGUUAGGGAUAUAGAGAAAAGAAUAGCAGACUUCACAUUCAUACCUGUUGAACAUGGAGAGGGACUUCAAGUUCUCCACUAUGAAGCAGGGCAGAAAUACGACGCUCACUUCGAUUAUUUCCUUGAUGAGUUCAAUACUAAGAAUGGGGGGCAACGGAUUGCUACUCUUCUCAUGUAUCUGUCAGAUGUUGAAGAAGGAGGCGAGACGGUGUUUCCUGCAGCAAACCAAAAUUUUAGUUCUGUGCCAUGGUGGAAUGAGUUAUCUGAAUGUGGCAAACAGGGUCUCUCUGUCAAACCAAAAAUGGGUGAUGCAUUGCUGUUUUGGAGCAUGAGGCCUGAUGCCACACUUGAUCCUUCAAGUUUGCACGGUGGUUGCCCUGUGAUUAAAGGGGACAAGUGGUCAUCUACAAAGUGGAUGCAUGUUGAGGAGUACAAGAUUUAAGCCAUUUUUUUAUAGAAGACCAGGAUGAGUAUGUUGUGCCAAUAGUGUACGGUAGUAAUUUCAAACACAAUGUGGAGUCCCUUUCAACUCAGAUGCCUUGCUCAAGCCUUCACUUUGAUGUACCAUUCUAAUCAAGAUAUAUUUUUGGCCGUUGCUCCUUCUGAAGAACAAAAUAGGCUUUCUCUGCUACAGAGAGUGUAUACUUUGAGUUGCAAAUUUAUUAGGAGAUAGGUAGUUGGGUUGCAAAUGAUAUGUCGAUAGCAAACUUGUAAACUAACAGAAUAAUCAAUAGAAUGCAUCUGCAAUCCUUUUUGUUA
This is a messenger RNA of Quercus robur (English oak), 1340 nucleotides long. RefSeq names its product probable prolyl 4-hydroxylase 3. NCBI's taxonomy places the organism in Eukaryota, Viridiplantae, Streptophyta, Magnoliopsida, Fagales, Fagaceae. Gene Ontology annotation, cellular component: endoplasmic reticulum. The record is from RefSeq and is a predicted model, not a curated record. Gene Ontology annotation, molecular function: L-ascorbic acid binding; procollagen-proline 4-dioxygenase activity; iron ion binding. The coding region runs from base 160 to 1023 and encodes 287 amino acids. Gene Ontology annotation, biological process: peptidyl-proline hydroxylation to 4-hydroxy-L-proline. The transcript is spliced from 8 exons.